This is a messenger RNA of Kalmanozyma brasiliensis GHG001, 1461 nucleotides long. RefSeq lists its product as uncharacterized. The transcript has a single exon. The record is from RefSeq and is a predicted model, not a curated record. NCBI's taxonomy places the organism in Eukaryota, Fungi, Basidiomycota, Ustilaginomycetes, Ustilaginales. Bases 1 to 1461 code for a protein of 486 amino acids. Gene Ontology annotation, molecular function: flavin adenine dinucleotide binding; N,N-dimethylaniline monooxygenase activity; NADP binding.
AUGGGCUCCAUCAACUAUGACGACUCGGAUGUGCUCGACGUGCUCAUCGUCGGUGCCGGUAUCUCGGGUAUCAACGCCGCCUACCGUCUCCACGACGAGCUUCCCGACAAGAAGUACUUGAUUCUCGAGAACCGAGAGCAGCUCGGUGGCACCUGGGAUCUCUUCAAGUACCCCGGUAUUCGAUCCGACUCGGACCUUCACACUUUCGGUUACGCCUUCAAGGAGUGGACCGGUGCCGACAUUGCUGGCGGUGCCGAGAUCCUCGCCUACCUCAAGAAGGUCGCCGAGGACAACGGAAUUGCUGAGAGGAUCCGAUACAAGUCCAAGGUCGAGGCAGCUGACUGGUCCACCGAGGAGCGAUGCUGGUUCGUCACCGUCAACCAGGAUGGCGAGCAGAAGAACUACCGCGCCCGCUUCCUCUACACCUGCACCGGCUACUACGACUACAACAAGGUCCUCCACGCAGAGAUCCCUGGUAUCAAGAACUUCAAGGGCAAGGUCGUCCACCCGCAGUUCUGGGACCUCAAGGAGGACGACUACCGCGGCAAGCGUGUAGCCGUCAUUGGCUCCGGUGCCACUGCCAUCACCCUAAUCCCCUCCAUGGCCAACGUCACCAAGGACAUCACCCUCGUCCAGCGUUCGCCUACCUACAUUCUCUCGCUCGAAAAGUACGACCCCAUCGCCAAAGUCAUCCGCGCCAUCUUGCCAAAGAGGAUGGCCGCGUUUGUCAUUCGCCAGAAGAACAUCGCGCGCAUCUACGCCUCGUUCCACAUCUUCCGUACCUUCCCCGGUGUCGCCAAGGCAAUCCUUGGCCGUCUCACCAAGAGCCAGCUUCCUAGCGAUAUCCCGCUCGACCCCCACUUCAAGCCCAACUACAACCCAUGGGACCAGCGUCUGUGCAUCUGCCCCGACGGUGACUUCUACACGACGCUGCGCGAGGGCAAGGCGCACAUUGCCACUGGUCACAUCGACCAGGUGACGAGCAACGAGAUCAUCCUCAAGAACGGCGAGCGCAUCCCAUGCGACAUCAUCGUCACUGCUACCGGUCUCAAGCUCUCGGUUGGUGGUCACAUCAAGACGACCGUUGACAAGAAGACCGUCGACCCCAGCGAGCGCUUCGUUUGGAAGGGAAGCAUGAUCGAGGGCCUGCCCAACUACGCCCUCUCGAUCGGCUACACCAACGCCUCGUGGACCCUGGGCUCGGACUGCACCGCCCAGUACGUGGUGCGUCUGAUCAAGCACAUGGACAAGUACCACAAGAGCUCGGUCGUGCCCAAGCCCUCCAACCGAGACCAGCUCACCCAGCGUCCUUUGCUGGAUCUUAACUCGACCUACGUCAAGAAGGCCGAGAAGGACCUGCCCAAGGCCGCCACCUCGGGUCCCUGGAGGAUGCGCACCAACUACUGGUACGACCUCGUUCAAGCCAAGUACGGUGGCUACGAUGAUCUUGUUUUCGCCUAG